This is a messenger RNA of Hydatigera taeniaeformis, 1353 nucleotides long. Lineage: Eukaryota; Metazoa; Platyhelminthes; Cestoda; Cyclophyllidea; Taeniidae. The record is from the annotation of a GenBank genome assembly.
AUGCGUGAAUGUAUCAGCAUACACAUUGGCCAAGGCGGAUGUCAGAUUGGAAACGCCUGUUGGGAACUCUACUGUCUUGAGCAUGGGAUUCAACCCGAUGGUCAGAUGCCGUGUGAAAAGACCAUUGGUGGUGGCGAUGACUCAUAUGAAACGUUUUUUAGCGAAACUGGGGCGGGAAAACACGUACCUCGAGCCAUAUUUGUAGACCUGGAACCUACUGUUGUGGAUGAAAUUCGUACGGGCACAUAUCGUCAACUCUUCCACCCUGAUGAACUCAUUACUGGCAAGGAAGAUGCUGCUAACAACUAUGCACGUGGUCACUAUACCGUAGGGAAGGAGAUCGUUGACUUAGUGCUGGAUCGUACUCGCAAAUUGGCUGAUCAAUGCACUGGCCUUCAGGGAUUUUUUGUCUUUCAUUCAUUUGGUGGUGGAACGGGUUCUGGAUUCACAUCGCUUUUAAUGGAACGUCUAAGUGUUGACUACGGCAAAAAAUCCAAGCUGGAAUUCUCCAUUUACCCAGCUCCCCAAGUUUCCUCGACUGUAGUCGAACCGUACAAUGCUAUCCUGUGCACCCACACCACCAUCGAACACUCUGAUUGCGCAGCAAUGUUCGACAACGAAGCCAUAUAUGACGUCUGUCGCCGAAAUUUAGAUAUUGAACGUCCGACCUAUACCAACUUAAACAGACUCGUAGGUCAAAUCGUGAGCUCAAUGACAGCGUCCCUGCGAUUUGAUGGAGCACUCAACGUGGAUUUGGCUGAAUUUCAAACCAACCUAGUACCCUAUCCAAGAAUUCACUUCCCUCUUGUCACGUACGCACCUACCAUAUCAGCUGAGAAGGCGUACCAUGAACAGCUCAGCGUUGCUGAAAUCACCAACGCCUGCUUUGAACCUGCCAACCAGAUGGUAAAAUGUGAUCCACGCCAUGGGAAGUACAUGUCUUGCUGCCUUCUAUUUCGUGGAGAUGUUGGGCCGAAGGAAGUGAAUGCGUCGAUCUCUUCCAUCAAGACUAAGAGAACCAUUCAAUUUGUCGACUGGUGUCCCACUGGUUUCAAGGUUGGUAUCAACUACCAGCCCCCCACUGUGGUCCCUGGUGGUGAUUUGGCAAAAGUACAACGAGCUCUUGCAAUGAUUUCAAAUACAACAGCAAUCUCUGAGGCUUGGGCUCGUUUGGAUCACAAAUUUGAUUUGAUGUAUGCCAAACGCUGCUUUGUUCACUGGUACGUCGGCGAAGGCAUGGAGGAGGGUGAGUUUUCAGAAGCUCGUGAAGACUUGGCAGCUUUGGAAAAAGACUAUGAAGAGGUGGGACAGGACAGUGUUGAAGGCGAAGGUGAGGAGGAGGAGGAGUAUUGA